Molecule: messenger RNA, 1767 nt
Organism: Telopea speciosissima
Lineage: Eukaryota; Viridiplantae; Streptophyta; Magnoliopsida; Proteales; Proteaceae
Product: cyclin-dependent kinase F-1-like
Exons: 2
Coding region: 119-1465 (448 amino acids)
Biological process (GO): protein phosphorylation
Cellular component (GO): nucleus
Molecular function (GO): ATP binding
Source: RefSeq, a predicted model, not a curated record
UCUCUCUCUGUAGAAGCACGACUUCUUCCCUAACUUCGAAGCGCAAACCCUAAUAAAUCAUCUACUCUACCACAGACAAAGCGUCAAUCUUUCAACAAAACUCAGCUGAUUCUCCGCCAUGGAUUCUUCCUCUAAAAGUUGGAGCAUCUAUAGCCGCUCAGAGAUUACUCAACGUUACGAAAUCCUCGAACAAAUCGGUUCUGGGGCUUACUCUGAUGUGUACAGAGCUCGUCGACGCUCUGACAACCUAAUCGUUGCUCUGAAAGAAGUUCAUGAUUACCAGAGCGCUUUCAGAGAGAUCGAAGCCCUUCAAAUCCUCAAGAAUUCACCCAACAUUAUCGUCCUCCAUGAGUAUUUUUGGCGGGAAGACGAAGAUGCGGUUCUUGUUCUUGAAUACCUUAGAACUGAUCUCACGUCGGUGAUGAGAGAAGCUAAAAGGAACUGGGAAAACGGAAUAUCCGUCGGUGAGACAAAACGCUGGAUGAUUCAGAUGUUGCUUGGCAUCGAUGCUUGCCACAGGAAUGCGAUCGUUCAUCGAGAUCUCAAGCCCUCGAAUUUGUUGAUUUCUUCCGAUGGUGUUCUCAAAUUAGCGGAUUUUGGACAGUCAAGGAUACUUCUGGAGCCUGGGUUUGCUGCUGUGGAAGAUCAUCCAGAUGGGCAAAAUAUUCUUGAUCAGACAUGGCCGCCUCAACAACCUGAAUUUAUUCGAGAAGCAGAGAAUUCAUACAUGGAAGGUUCUCAUAACCAAGAGCAAAUGACUACGAUUAAAACCGAAUCAUCAAGAGAAGUAGAUGACCUCACAGCUAAGGAUGAAGCUGAUAAAGAGAGUAUUUUUCAUGAUGACACGUCUUGUCUCGCUACAUGCACCACAAUUGACAUGGAAGAGGAUCUUCUCAAGGGUUCUUAUUCCCAUGACGAUGAGGAUGGAGAAGAUGGAUCAGGUGUCCUGACAUCUUGUGUUGGAACUCGAUGGUUCAGGGCCCCUGAACUACUCUAUGGAUCUACAGCCUAUGGGCAAGAGAUCGAUCUGUGGUCAUUGGGCUGUACUUUUGCCGAGCUUCUCAAUUUAGAGCCUCUUUUCCCUGGAACAUCAGACAUUGAUCAACUUGGAAGGAUCAUGAAUGUUUUAGGAAACUUAAAUGAGGAAACUUGGAAAGGUUGUUCAAGACUUCCUGAUUAUGGAAAAAUAUCCUUCAGUAAGAUCGAAAAUCCGCUUUCUUUGGAAACAUGCCUUCCAAAAUGUUCCUCUGAUGAAAUUUACAUUGUGAAGAGACUUGUUUGUUAUGACCCAGGGAGCAGAGCUACCGCAAUGGAAUUGCUCAAUGACAGUUACUUCAAUGAAGAACCUCUACCAGUUCCUGUAAACGAGCUAAGGAUUCCAUCUACAAAUAGUGGGCCAGAUGAAAGCUCCCCUGGGGUAUGGCAUGACUACAAGGACAUGGAUUCAGAUUCUGAUUUUGAUUAAUAAAGCAUGGUGGAUGUUUCUACCACUGUUACUGGGUUCUCCUUCCGAUUCUCUUAAGCAUAGAGUUCAACCUCCGGAUGUUAAACAUACAGUCUGCAUCAACGAUUGGUCCUUAUUGUAUCAGUAAUUGAAUAUACAAAAUUUUCAAUUGGUAUUUAUGUCUGUGUGCUAUUAACUGUAUUUUUGUAUCUGAAACAAUUCUUCUACUUCUGUUGAAACUACUGGAUUGUAAAGCGGACAAAAUAUCUCAGUUUGUGAUUAUCUUCAGAUUAUUGAAGUGCCAACAAAUCUAGACUUAUGAA